AAUUUGUGUGUGCUCUCACCAAAACAAAUACAAAGACAAAGUUUACUAUUCAAAAGGCCGAUUCCCUCUUUAGAAAGAGAGAGAGAGGGCGGCAGCAGCAGAAGACAGCAGCUAAGGCAAGCGCGAAGAUGAUAAUUCCAGUUCGUUGCUUUACCUGCGGCAAGGUGAUUGGAAACAAAUGGGACAUGUAUCUUGACCUUCUCCAGUCAGAUUACUCCGAAGGAGAUGCACUUGAUGGAUUGGGGUUGGUCCGUUACUGCUGCAGACGAAUGCUUAUGACUCAUGUAGAUCUCAUUGAGAAGCUUCUGAAUUACAACACUCUGGAGAGGAACGAGACCACUUGAUGAAUGGGGUUGCUUGCAAGUGAGCCAAAGUUCGUUUUACUGAAUGUCUAGUGGGGCAUGUUUGUCUUUGUUUGUGAAUGUCUAUGUCUUAAGACUCUUUUUAACUUUUUUAUUUAGUUGGAGCAAGACAGAAGUGAAGAUAUGCAUGGAUGUGUUUGUGACAAUUCUGUUGUUGCUUGUGAAUUUUUUUGAUGUGUAUGAAUCUUAUCCACUAAAUUAAAAUAUGUUUGUUGCUUGAGCGAUAA
Messenger RNA from Quercus robur (English oak), 589 nucleotides. Its product is annotated as DNA-directed RNA polymerases I, II, and III subunit RPABC5-like. The transcript has 4 exons. Gene Ontology annotation, biological process: transcription by RNA polymerase II; tRNA transcription by RNA polymerase III; transcription by RNA polymerase I. NCBI's taxonomy places the organism in Eukaryota, Viridiplantae, Streptophyta, Magnoliopsida, Fagales, Fagaceae. The record is from RefSeq and is a predicted model, not a curated record. Bases 129 to 344 code for a protein of 71 amino acids. Gene Ontology annotation, molecular function: DNA binding; zinc ion binding; DNA-directed RNA polymerase activity. Gene Ontology annotation, cellular component: RNA polymerase III complex; RNA polymerase II, core complex; RNA polymerase I complex.